GCCGCGGGAGUGUGUGGCGUGUCCCCAGGACCCCGGGCACCCGGCCGGCCUUCCGCCCCUUCUGCGCCACUUCUCUUCUCCUCUCCCUUGUCAGUCAGUCAGUCAGUCAGAGAACGUUGAUUUGGCACUGCCAUAAGCCAGGCGCAGUGCUGGGCUCUGGGGACACAGAGAGAGGCAGACACCGGCCCCUGGCUCUCCCCUCCCCCUCCCCCUCCGCCUCCUCCUCUGAAUAAUAACUAGCAUUGGCAUAGCUCUCUACCAGCAUCCCCUCCUUCGGGACUCACAGCAACCCAGGAGGUCUGCCUUUUAAAAGGUUUGUUUUUCCAAAAGAAAGAAGUAUGGAGGAGAAAGGAAUGGUCCCUAUGAUUCUAACAGCCAUAUGCCAGGAAUCAGUGACAUUCAAAGAUGUGGCUGUGGACUUUACCCAGGAAGAGUGGGGACAACUGAACCCUGCCCAGAGGCAAUUGUACAGGGAUGUGAUGCUGGAGAACUACAGGAACCUGGUGUCCUUGGGGCUUCCAGUUUCCAAACCAGAGGUGAUCUCCCAUUUGGAGAGAGGAGUCAUACCAUGGAUGCUGGAAAGAAAAGUCCCAAGAGAAGCCUGUCCAGAGUCCAUUAGUCGGGAGAUUAGUUGUGAAACCAUGGCGUCACCUUCAACGCAGAGCAUUUCUGUGGGAGAGCCCUUUGAGGAAGGACUCCGGAAUAAUGGUUCCUGGAUGUCUAAGCUAGGAGAAAUCUGGGAAUGUAAUUUCAAAUUAAAUCAAGAAAAGUGUUACCAGGAAAGGCAGUCCUAUCAAGUGACAGUCACCCCCAGAAAAGGUUCUACUAAGAUUAAUGUCAAUGAACAUAAUACAUUUGAAACAAACUUCAGCCUGGGACCAAUCCUUUUUGUCCAACAGGGAGUUAAUACAGAAGGAAGUCUGUAUGAAUGUGAUAAACCUGUAGAAAACUUUAAACAAUAUUCAGACCAAAUUAAGCAUCAUGGAAUUAUUUUUGAGAAGAUUUGCAAAUAUAAUCAAUGUAGGAAGUCAUUCUGUUAUCAUUCAGGUCUUAAUCAAUAUCAUGGAAAAUAUGUUGAGGAAAAAACAUCUAAUGGUAAUAAAUGUCAGAAAGUCUUUAGAAACACCUCAUCCUUUACAAAUAAUAAGAAAUUUCAUACUGCCGAGAAACCCUUUCCUUGCAGUGAAUGUGGGAAAGCCUUCAGCCAGAGAGGAAACCUCACUGAGCAUAAGAGAACUCAUACUGGAGAAAAACCCUUUGAAUGUCAUGAAUGUGGGAAGUCUUUUAGUCGUAGUGCACAUCUUAUUGAACAUAAGAGAAUCCAUACUGGAGAGAAGCCUUUUGUAUGUAAUGAAUGUGGAAAAUCCUUUAGCCGGAGUGGACACCUUACUGAACAUAAGAGAGUUCAUACUGGAGAAAAACCCUUUGAAUGUCAUGAAUGUGGGAAGUCCUUCUGCUGGAGCGGACAGCUUACUGAGCAUAAGAGAAUUCAUACUGGGGAGAAACCCUUUGAAUGCCGUGAAUGUGGAAAGUCUCUUAGCAACAACUUUUGCCUUACUCUACAUCAGAGAAUUCACACUGGAGAGAAACCCUUUGGAUGUAAUGAAUGCGGGAAAUCCUAUAGCCGGAGUGGACACCUUAUUGAUCAUAAGAGAAUUCAUACGGGAGAGAAACCCUUUGAGUGUAAUGAAUGUGGGAAAUCCUUCAGCCAGAGGGGACACCUUACUAAACAUCAAAGAAUUCAUACUGGAGAGAAACCCUUUAAAUGUAAUGAGUGUGGGAAAUCCUUCAGCCAGAGGGGAAAUCUUACUGAACAUGAGAAAAUUCAUGCUACAGUGAAGCCCUUUGAAUGCAACAAGUGUGGGAAAGCUUUCAGUCGAAAGUCUUACCUUCGUCUACAUCAGAGAAUUCAUCUCUUAGAGAAAACCACUGACUGUACUUGAUGGGGAAAGAGAUAUCCACUGUAGUUAUUGCCUUAUUUGAUAUGAAUAAGUGUGUGAAUGAGUGAAAAAACAGUAAGCCCUUUCUGUGUGUAAAACACUGUUGAUGAAGGGGAAGGAGGUUACAAAUAGAAAAUCGAGACAAUCCCUGCCCUCAAGGAGCUUAUAUUCUAAUGGGGGAGACAAACAUAUCUAGGAAGUUUCAGGUGUAAGUCAGAUGGAAAACCCCAGUGGUUCUUAGGAUGAAGCAACAAGGCAGAUGGUAAUACAGUUUCCUCAAUUUUAUUUUCACUUAUAAAACCAUAUCCCUUUCUGAUAGUGAACCACUUGACAUUUUUCAAUGUCUGAGAGUUGCAAAAGAUCUCAGAGGUGGCCUAAGCCAAUCCAUACCUUACCAGUAAUUCCUUCCACUUGUUAGUAAUUUUAGUAUGUUGCUAUGUGCUAUUAAUUCAUAUUUUAUUAAGUAUUUUUGGACCCAGAUACACUGGGGAAAUUAACACGUACAGGUCCAUUGAAAUAUUUUAAUCCAAGAGCUAGCUUACGCCAACAAGAAGCACAUGUGAUAAGAGCAGCUACAAAACAAGAAACCUGAUUCUAGCCACCUUCAUCUGACAUAUUGGAAGUUGUAGCAGGUUUAAGUAGACAGGUUAAAAAUAGGUUAGGGGAAUUAACUUGAAAAUGAAGAGGUCAAAAUAGCAUGCUUUGCAAAUGGCAUAUGUAAGACAUCCAACUAUUUCAACUAAAAGAUAAUAGAGACACUAUGUGGAAUCAGCAAGGUUACAAGAUAGCAGAUUAACCCUUGGUAUUCUUAACUCCUGUUUUCUAGUAGUGGAGAUCAAGAAUGUGUGUGGGGAAAAUACACACACACACACACACACCAUUUAUGAUAACAAAAUCCAUUAACUAUUUGGUAGUUAACUUAUCUAGAAAUAUAUAGGAUCCAUAUUAGGACAAAUAUAAAACUGUAAUGACUGAAAUAAAAGAAAUCAUUGAAGGGAGUAUUACAAUGAGUUCCAGAAAAUUACUACCCAGAAGGAAAAAAAUGAAAUAAGGCACUGGUCUUAGUUGUGGAGAUGAGAUAAUUUUUUUUUCCAUUCCACAGAUAAAAUAAAGAAAGACUAGGAAAAUUGACAAAUAUGACAUGUAAAAAAUUGACAUCUAGAAUGCAGAAGUAGUGGAUAAUGGUCAAAGAAUAUGAAGAGGCGGUUUUUGAAAUGGGAAAAGUUAAUAAUCGCUAAAGAAUUCAAAACAAUAUUGAUAAUUCCUUAUUACUACCAAGUUGGCAAAAAAAUAAAAGCAAUGCUGGCAGGCUUGUGGGAAAACAGGCCUAUUGCUGAAUCUUUUUUUAUGGCGGGCAAUCAACAUGUAGUAAAAAUUUAUAAAUGUAAUUACGUCCUUUGACUCAGUAAUUUCAUUAUUUGCAACAUGCCCUGAUAGUGUUGUCAUUAAUACAAAAUGUAUCUGUUGGGAAAUUUUCAUUAUAAGUGCCCCAUUAUAACUGGAAUGUAAAAUGUCGUACAGUAGGAUGAUGUUUAAUUAAAUUGUUGUUCAGUCA
Molecule: messenger RNA, 3495 nt
Organism: Vombatus ursinus (common wombat)
Lineage: Eukaryota; Metazoa; Chordata; Mammalia; Diprotodontia; Vombatidae
Product: zinc finger protein OZF-like
Exons: 5
Coding region: 339-1943 (534 amino acids)
Biological process (GO): regulation of transcription by RNA polymerase II
Cellular component (GO): nucleus
Molecular function (GO): RNA polymerase II cis-regulatory region sequence-specific DNA binding; DNA-binding transcription factor activity, RNA polymerase II-specific
Source: RefSeq, a predicted model, not a curated record